Molecule: messenger RNA, 1093 nt
Organism: Zingiber officinale
Lineage: Eukaryota; Viridiplantae; Streptophyta; Magnoliopsida; Zingiberales; Zingiberaceae
Product: CRIB domain-containing protein RIC11-like
Exons: 4
Coding region: 299-847 (182 amino acids)
Source: RefSeq, a predicted model, not a curated record
ACUAGUUUCUAAGCUUUGCUACAAAUGCUUAAAAACUAGUCAUUUUUUAAUCUCUCACGGAUUGCCAAUCCCCAAACUUACUCUAAAGGGGAAGAUAAGAUCUUGUGCCCUUUUAUGAUCUUGUUAAAAACCAGCUCGACAACCAUUUCUUUAAUGCACUUUGUGCCCUCCUGCUCGACAAUACAUGCACUUGCACAUUUAGAUCUCUCCCCUUGUUUUCAAGUCCAAGGCCAACUCUGUUCUCUUCAUCUCUUGGAACAAUUGAAAAGAUUUCUCUCUCAAAAGCUUCUCUGCUGCAAUGGCAAUCAAGAUGAAGGGGAUCUUUAAAGGAAUCAGAUACAUCUUUGGCUCUGUUCAGAAGGAGCAUGAGAUGGAAAUAGGACAUCCAACAGAUGUGAAGCACAUUGCUCAUGUCGGAUUCGACAAUGCUCCUAAUGCUCAAGGAGCCUCGCCGUCUUGGGUAUCGACGUUCGAUAGAAUAUCUAAAAGGAAUCAGACUUUUGGUUUGAUCAAAUCUUGUGUUCAUGUUGUUUUUCAGAUGAAUAGCUACAAGACUUCGCGAGAUUUCUCCUCCGGCUCGCUCGGUAACUUCGAUUUCACAGAGAACUCUUGGGCUUCUUUAGAUUUUGAACAAAGGGAGCUUCAAUCUGCAGCAGAUCUUGAGAUUUUGACAGAGCAUCCAUGUCCAGACUUACCAAGAGCUCCUAAAAGUUCCAAAGGAAAAAAGAAGAAGGCGAAGUCCUCUUCCUCAACAAGAUCUUCUGCAGCAUCAACCGAUUCAUACUCCACUGCAAUGGAGGAUGUUGGUGACCAAUUCAGGGGCCCAUUCAGAAUUUAUGUAAAUUAGGAGUUGAAUAUGCUCAUCUUUUUGAAAAAUUAAUUCUUUGGUAGAGUAGAAGAUUAGUGUGCAGUGGGUGUGUAAUUACAUGAAAGCUUUGGGGGGUUAAUGUAAGAAGACAAGGUUGUGGCAAAGUAGUGCUCAUGGAAUUACUUGAUAAAUCAAUUUUGACUUGAAUCUCCUCGAUCGAUCAGCCAACAGCUCACGUUGGCUGGCAUCUCAUAAGUGGGGUUAGCUGACAAUCCAAUGAGGGGA